Molecule: messenger RNA, 1610 nt
Organism: Cebus imitator (Panamanian white-faced capuchin)
Lineage: Eukaryota; Metazoa; Chordata; Mammalia; Primates; Cebidae
Product: basic proline-rich protein-like
Exons: 2
Coding region: 1-1017 (338 amino acids)
Source: RefSeq, a predicted model, not a curated record
AUGGUGGCCGAUCCUGCGACCCGGCCUGGGUUCCCUGAGCCCCGGGCCCCCGCCCGCCGCUCGCCAGCUCAGGACUGCCCAGGGGACGCGGCGGUCCAGCCGGGGCCCCCGAGGCCGGACGUCUUGACCCCGGGCCUCUCCCGAAGUGUCCGUCCGCGGCCAGGUCCCCCAGCCGGCUCGCUCCGCGGCCUCUCUAGGAGCCGCUGGAGGUGGAAACUCGUUGGCAUUAACCCCGGGCGAGAGGGCCCCGGCCUGGGGGUGGGCGAGGACCCGGCGCCCGGGAGCCCGCGGGGCUGCCGGGGCAGUGUGUGUGCCUAUGUUCUAGGUCUCUGUCCCUCCAGAGGCCCGUCUGUCCAUUUCCCGGGCCCCGCGUCGUUGGUGCGUGUGGCCAAGGGCGAGGCGACAAGCGAGACCAAGGUCAGCGAGAAGGAGCGACGCUUCCCGGCGCCAGUGGGGGCGGUGUCUAGCUCCCUCCCCGACCGGGCCUCCGGGUCAGCGCCGGGCGCGCCUCGGGAACAGAGAUGGACUCCCCUUGGCCUCGCCGAGUCCCUGGGCCUGGGACCCCCUCCUGGAACUCCGCUUCCCACCACCUGCACGCCCACUCGUGUUCCUCCGGCCCCCGCCCCGCUCUGCUCUCCCGAUCCCCCUCCUCCCUCCGGGAGGGCUAGGAUCGUUGCCAAGGAGACAGUCCCGCCCCGGUUCCCAGAGGCACCGCUUCUCCGCUCCAGGAAGCCCGGCGGUUGGCCGAUGGGGCUCCUGCUCUCGCCGCCCCGCCUCCUCCAACCCAGCGGACGGCGGGGCGCUAAUGGUCGCCAGGGAACGCCAGGCGCCUUCCUGAUUGGCCGGGGUCGCUCCGGUCGAGUCCGCCUUCCCUGUCCGCCAGAAGAGCCUGCAGGAGGUAGUGAGAGAGUGGUGCCUCAGGCGUCUCCCCUCCAGCCGGACCUGUCCCUUCAAAACUUUUCCCGCCCCCACUUACCCUCCAUUAUGUUUUAUGAAAACCAGGAGAUAAGAGGAUAGACACCCUUCCUCCUUGUCUGCCCCACACCCCUUGUCUCUCGCCUCCACCUUCCCCAGCGCCUGAGAUUAACUCAAUCCUUGGCAGUCUUAGUCCCUAGUUCCCGGAUUUCCUCACAGGGAGGCAGGAUUCCUUCCAGGUGAUGGUGAUACAGAGGAGAAAUGGACAGAGAGAACCAUCUGGUCUUCCAGGCAUCUAACAACGCUCCAGUCUUGUCUGACUCGAAUGGAGGCUUGCCGAGGAAGAGAACCUGAGAAACACUGCCUCGGGUGCAUCUUUGAAUUGAGAAAGUGAGCCUGGACAGACAACUUAAUAUCAUCCAGUUCUUGUCUUUUGGCUACCCUUCGUGCUGAAACAAGUUGGGCAGCGUUCUUGACAGUUAAUGAGCCUGAUGCCCCUGUGUGAUGCAGGAGCCACGGAUUGUGUUUUUCUGUCGCCUACCCAGACAAAUGAAAGGAAGAGCCUGGGAGGAAGGAUGGCCUUUUCUAUUCUCUUGAGAAGGGAUGAGAACAAGAACUUGGAGAAGGCCAAGUGGUAAAAAGUGGAGAGCGGCGGGGCGCGGUGGCUCACGCCUGUAAUCCCAGCACUUUGGAAG